Molecule: messenger RNA, 6130 nt
Organism: Manduca sexta (tobacco hornworm)
Lineage: Eukaryota; Metazoa; Arthropoda; Insecta; Lepidoptera; Sphingidae
Gene: Nep3
Product: endothelin-converting enzyme homolog
Exons: 14
Coding region: 306-2828 (840 amino acids)
Biological process (GO): protein processing
Cellular component (GO): plasma membrane
Molecular function (GO): metalloendopeptidase activity
Source: RefSeq, a predicted model, not a curated record
UGAAAACAGAGGCGGUGCGCACGCGCAGACAGAUCACCGCGGCGCUGCACGACGCACGCGCAUUAGUGAAACAAAAUGUUUUCAAAUCGGUCAAGUUUACGACGGAAAUAAACAGUGGACUAGUUCAAGCGACUAAAUGUUCUAAGGUUCAUUUCUGAGGGUUUAAAAUUGAUAAAACAAACACACUUUUGGACAAAGAAGACGUAAUAUUUGAAGAUCGACAGGGAUUUGAAGAUUAACACUCGUAUCAUAUCUACAACGAUUAGUGUGAAAAGUAAUACAUCAAAAAUAGCAAAAUUAAAAAAAUGGCAUCGCCACCUGAUACUCCUACGGAACUGUCAACACCAUCAGUGACCCUGGAAAGUUCCCCAGAAUCCUCUCCGGGACCUGAAGUGGUGAACAAAUUCAACUGGCUGAAGCAAGUCCAUGCAAAUAGAAGAAACCCAUUCGUGAAGCCCCGACCUUCACUAACCAGAGAGAGUUCUGCAGCAGAUCUGUAUUCCAGGGAAAAUUCUAGCAAUGACUUCUUCCAGAAUUCCAGAGUGAAUUUGUUUGAAACUUCGCCUCGGCCUGAAGCCACUUCCAAUUCGUAUAAGAAGGGCAUGACGUUCAUAGCAUGGCAUCAGCGCACGCGGCUGGAGCGAGUCUUGCUGGGAAUGACGACAAUGCUGUUCCUCGUGGUGAUCCUGACCAGCUUCAUGCUGGUGACUAUGCAAGGCCCCACUGAUUUGCCAAUGCCACCGUGUUACAAGCCGGAUUCUGAAGAAUCUAGUGUCUGCCUGUCAGGAUCGUGCAUCUACACAGCUAGCGAGGUGAUCAAGGCCUUGGAUGAGACCCAGGAUCCAUGUGAAGACUUCUACGAGUUCGCCUGUGGAGGAUGGAUACGCAACAACCCAAUUCCGGAGGGGAAACCCAGCUGGGGCAUCUUCAGCAAAAUUGAAUUGCAGAAUCAGUUGACCAUCAGAUAUGCUUUGGACCAAGUCAACAUCUCGAACCCUAACGACGCGGAAGCCAAAGCCCGUAUAUACUACGACGCUUGUAUAGACACAAACGAGACAAUCGAGAAGCUAGGCGAGAAGCCAUUGGUGGGUGUCAUCAAGAAGCUGGGAGGCUGGCACAUCCUGCCAAAUACAAUGAUCAAGCAGCAGAAGUUUGACCUACAGAAACUGGUGCAAGACGUUCAGAACACAUACAAUCUCGGCGGGCUUUUCAACUGGGCUGUUACAGAAGACGACCGGAAUUCGUCCAAGCACGUUAUUGUGUUGGAUCAAGGCUCACUAAACCUUCCUACACGCGACAACUAUCUAAACAAAACGGCUCAUAAGAAAGUGUUAGACGCUUAUUUAGACUACAUGACGCGAAUAUGCGUACUUUUGGGCGCCAAUAAGAGCGAGGCCAGAGCUCAGAUGACCAAAGUCAUACAAUUUGAGACAGACUUGGCUAAUAUAACCACACCGAUGGAAGAUAGGAGAGAUGAGGAAGGAUUGUACAACCCGUUUAACAUCAGCGAGUGGCAGAAAGUCGCUCCUUUCAUGAAUUGGACUAUGUUCUUUAACGAUGCCUUCAAAUUAGUUAAUAGAACGAUAUUGGACUCUGAAAGAAUCGUGGUAUACGCACCUGACUAUUUCAAGAACCUAACCAAGAUCAUUCGGCGUUAUAGCAAGACGGAAGAAGACCAAAGAACAAUAACGAGUUACAUGAUGUGGCAAGUGUCGCGGUCUCUGUCGACUUACCUGUCGAAGUCGUUCCGUGACGCAACCAAGAUCUUGCGGAAGGCGCUGUACGGCUCCGAAGGCACCGAGGAAUCUUGGAGAUAUUGCGUCACUGAUACUAAUAAUGCUAUUGGGUUUGCAGUUGGAGCAAUGUUCGUCCGAGAAGUGUUCCACGGUGAAGCGAAAACGCAAGGAGAGUGCAUGAUUGACAACAUACGGAACGCCUUCAAAGAGAACCUCAAGAACCUGCAGUGGAUGGACAAGGAAACCAGGAAGGCAGCGGAGACUAAGGCUGAUGCUAUUACUGAUAUGAUAGGUUUUCCCGACUACAUCCUCCACAAAGACGAGCUGGAUAAACAAUAUGCCGAAUUAGUUGUCAAGCCGAAUGAAUACUUCGAAAACAACAUCGCAUUCAACGUGUUUAGCCUGAAGAACGACCUUAGUAAACUGGAUAAGCCUGUCAACAAGACUAAGUGGGGGAUGACACCAUCAACAGUCAACGCGUACUACACCCCAACUAAGAACCAAAUAGUGUUCCCGGCCGGAAUCCUACAGCUACCAUUCUAUGACGGCGACAACCCUAAAUGCGUGAACUACGGAGCCAUGGGUGUCGUUAUGGGACAUGAACUAACCCAUGCUUUUGACGACCAGGGACGAGAGUAUGACAGAUUUGGAAACCUGAACCAAUGGUGGAACAACGCAACCAUAAAAACAUUCAAGGAACGCGCCCACUGCUUUCAGCGGCAAUAUUCGAAUUAUUCGGUCGAUGGACAACGUUUGAACGGCAAACAAACCCUUGGUGAAAAUAUAGCCGACAAUGGAGGAUUGAAGGCAUCAUUCCAUGCUUACGUUAACUACAGCAAAACAGCUAAAACGAAUUAUACUCUCCCGGGAUUGAAGUACAAUCAUCGCCAGCUGUUUUUCAUUUCCUUUGCUCAGGUGUGGUGCUCAGCAAUGACCAAAGAAUCAACAAAAAUGCAAAUUGAAAAAGACGACCACACAAUCGCCAAAUACAGGGUGAUCGGUCCGAUAUCCAACUUGAAGGAAUUUUCAGAAGAGUUUCACUGCCCCUUAGGUUCCAAAAUGAACCCGGUAAAAAAAUGUGAAGUUUGGUAAACAUCGUCAUGUUAUUUAGAAAGAGCUUAUGCUUGAGCUGCCAUAUUUAUUAAAGCAGCAUUGUAAUAGCGAUUGAUUUAAGUACGGUAUGAAAUCGAAAUAAGGUGACAAGAUCUAUGAAAAGCCUUACUAGAAAAUUGAUAAUAAUAAUAAAUUAGUAACACAAUCUGUUUAUUCCCAACUUAAUAUAAAAGUAUUUAAAGAGUUUUGAAUUUAGCCAUUUCUAGGUUUUCAUUAGUCAUAACGUGUAUAAUACUAACACGAUUUUCUAAUAGAAUAUACAAAUUUCGUAUAAAGGAAAUAACUAACUUUAAUUAAUUUAGUUUUUCUAGUCGGGCUUUGUGCAAAAAAUUAAAGGUAUAUAAUAUUAUAAAGGAUUGUGUACAAUUUAUGAAAUUUCUUUGUUUGUGAUACGUUAGAUGUAUCAAUUUUGUUUUAAAUGUCUUAUAUUAUUUAUUGUACGCAUAUAUUAUGUGAAAACGGGUAUCUAUGUCUACACCAUAAAGAAAUAAGGUACAAUUUUCGGAUUCGGAAUUGCUUAGAAAUAGUUUAUGAAUGAUGGAAAUUAAAUCACAUUCGUUUCUUCGCGUUUAAUGUUUUUAAAAAAUGGAAACAAGACAAUUCAUGAAAUACUACUUUAACUAUCCAAAUAUUGUAAUAUUUCAAUCUGAAUACAAAUAUUUUUAAGCAAUUCGAAAUAAACUUACCUUUGCCAAACCGUAUGGCUUCCUUUAAAAUUACUUAUUAUACAUAUAUUUAUAUUGCUUUUUAUGUUAGUAAUCUUAUCAUAAUACCGCUCGCUUCUACAAAAUAUCACGGUAUUGUUAAUAAAUAGACUAUAUAAUAAGGACAUUCCAAAAUGAGCAAAUAAUACUACAGCGACAUAAGCAAGCUAUGUUGCUAUUGUACUUACAAUAAUAAAAUUCUGAGCGGUUAUGCUAGGAUCUUUAGACAAACUACGUUUUCUAAUAAAUGUUUAGCUGUACUUAAUUUUAUAUAAAUGUAUAUUUAUUAGUGCCAUUAGUGAACAAAUGUGCAGUACAUGUUUAGUUUAAAGCGUUUUACGUAUAUUAAGUAGUGAAAAUGCUGGUCAUUUCUAGUAAAAUCCAGUCGAAGUUAGUCAAAAGAGUAUUCGCGAUCAGGUAAGACUACUAAGCGACUAUUCUAGGGUUUGAGCGAAUAUCUUGGAACAAAAAGGCUUUCAUUUAUAUGAAAUGGAUUGAUUAUGGCUAAUUUCGACUGGGUUUGCGUUUUAUUUUAAUACAUAAAUGUUGUUAGAUCGUGUGAUAUAGUGCGUGUUAAAUGUUACAUUGUAGGUACAUACAGCUACAAAAGAGUGUACCUAACACUUAUCAGUUAACCUUUCUCGUGUGAGUGGCACUUUAUAGAUUAUUAACUUUUAUUCGGGGCUUUGUCCGCCUAAAAAAGUUUUUCUGGUUUAUAAUUUUACAGAAUAAUACGGUUAUGUCCUUUCUAAGGUCUUAAUCUAUCUUUAUACAAAAUUUUAUAGAUAUCCGUUCAGUAGUUUUUGAGAUUAGUACUUCAGAUAGAUCGACGUGGUGGAGGACUGUCUUAAUAUGUAGGGAUAAUCAGUCUCAUAUCUCUUAUAAUUGAUAUGCCAUUACCAAAAAAAGUUUUCUAUUUAGCGGACUAAAGUUCAUAAAUUAUAAUAGAGAGCCAAAAGUGCAAUUGAUUUAUUCAUAAUAUUAAUAUUUGUUAAAGAAAAUCAAAUGCUAAAAAACUUGGUGGAAUAUUCUUUUGAAGGAAACCUGAAUUUACUUUUCUCUUGUGCGUGAAAGGUUAAAAAAAUAUAUAUAAAUAUAUGUUGCUUUCGUGUUGAAUAUAUUAAGAUUUUGAUAUGUGUGUGGGUACAUACUUUUUGGGACCAGCUGUAUUUUUUUUAUGAACGUACCAGUGGAUUUUAAUUUACAUCAUAAUUCAUAUCAUAGAAGUACAAAUAGAUGAGAUUUCUGUAACUGCAUAGUAUUGUAACGCCUUGUUUUUCGUGGAAAUUUAAAAGCUUAUGUGUUGUGGGAAAUUCAAUAAAUACUGUAUGGUUAUUUUUUAUUCGUCUGUCUUAUAAUAUUAUGUCGUUUUUCUAAUAUUAAUAUGCGAGUAAGGUGAAAAGAAUUUUGCCAUUAUUUAUUUCGACACAUAUAUUAUAUGUCUUUUUGCUUUAGUUUUUUACAACACAUAAGCUUUUACUAUAUUGCGUAAUGAUAAAAUAUGACAAUAAACACUAAAAUCGUCAUCCUUUGUCUCUUUCAUCAAAUAACUAGUUACAAUUUGAAUACUUUCACCAGUCAUAUUUAUCAUAAACUCAACCUUAUUUGCAUGGGUCUAAAAAUAAUAGAUACCUAUAAUUCUAUUAUCGACAUCAUAAGAUUUCAGUAUUUUGCCCUAGCUCUUAGCUUUAAACAAUUUAUGAUGUAUAAAUGCUACAAAAAUCACUUUAUUGAAAAUUCUUCAAGAUCAUAUUUUUUAUAUCCAUUUAAAUAGCUUGUUGCAGCGCAGUUCUUAAAGUUUUGACCUGUCAUAAUAUCUUCACAUAAAAAUUAUAUCUUCAUAAUAUAUUAUUGAACCAUUUGCAUAAUUUAAUUUUUAUUAGAUAGGUAUUUCAAGAGAUAAUUAUAAAUCAUCACGAAUAUGCGUUUUCAUAUUACAUAUUGCAUAUCUAAUACCAAUAUCCAUAUAGAAUAGUAGUGUAGCGUCUGACCAAUUUAUAUUGUACCAUUUUGAAUCAUAGGCAGUAUAAAUAAAUGUUGUGUGCCUAAUCCCUGUAGAGUUUAAGUGAAAUUUCUAUAGCAAUUUUUUUUUCAGUAUUAAACCCGUCAGGAGUCGUGUCACAUGCAUUUUUUGUAAUAUUAUUUUUUUCACAAAUUACUAAUACAAAAAUUUCUAACAUCAUUAAUUCUUAGCAUGUGAAAAGCGAGUAUAAACUUGUAGAAACAAUAAUUGUAUCCGGUUUUUCCACUUUCAAAAAGAAUACAGUCUUUUAAUCCACUUUAUUCAUUUGCUAUAGAAAAUUUAUCUAAAUAUGCGUCUUAAACACCAAUUAGUAAAGUAACCAACCAGUAUUUAAGCAGCGUUAGUAUAUUUUAAAGCUAUUUAAUGGACAUAAGCAUGAAUUAUAUGAAAUAGCCGGCCGAUUUUAUAUGUUUUAUUUACUUAUAGAUUUUGAAUAUUUUGACAGUUCGGAGUCGCAUUUAGAAUAAUAUGUUUUCCGACAAAUGUAUGACUGAUUUGUAUUUUGUUUGAUCUUUGUAAAAAAUAAAGUUGUGUUGCCCACACUUUCCAGUAAA